UCAUAGUUGCAUGAGGAGAAGAUGGCGGCGGUGCUGGAGCGCAGCUUCAUAGAGAUUUGUGGAUUUGAGAGGGAAACUCUGCACCGGUUCAGAGAAGUGACCGUAAACCUCGGUCUGAGUCCUCUUCCUGGUGGGCUGAAGUUUCCGGACAGUGCUGGAGCGUUUCAUUAUGAGGAAAGUGGGAAGCUGCUGUCAGUCACCAGUAACAGAUUCGUACAUUGGUCCACGUCAGGAGACACGGUGCAGCUGGUGGAGCAGUCUCUGGACACCAACCUGCUCAACAACGCUGUCAAAUUCAAGUUCAGCCACUGUACUGUUCUGCCUGGGGGAGUCAACAUCCAGGAGACCCUCAACAAUGUCAUCAUCCUCAUCUCCACCAAUCAGAGCAUCCACAGACUGGUGCUGCCUCACCCCACACGCAUGUACCGCAGU
Molecule: messenger RNA, 432 nt
Organism: Xiphias gladius (swordfish)
Lineage: Eukaryota; Metazoa; Chordata; Actinopteri; Istiophoriformes; Xiphiidae
Product: nuclear pore complex protein Nup160-like
Exons: 3
Cellular component (GO): nuclear pore
Molecular function (GO): structural constituent of nuclear pore
Source: RefSeq, a predicted model, not a curated record